Molecule: messenger RNA, 2515 nt
Organism: Melitaea cinxia (Glanville fritillary)
Lineage: Eukaryota; Metazoa; Arthropoda; Insecta; Lepidoptera; Nymphalidae
Product: vesicle-fusing ATPase 1-like
Exons: 16
Coding region: 275-2515 (746 amino acids)
Biological process (GO): SNARE complex disassembly; Golgi to plasma membrane protein transport; intra-Golgi vesicle-mediated transport
Cellular component (GO): Golgi stack
Molecular function (GO): ATP hydrolysis activity; ATP binding
Source: RefSeq, a predicted model, not a curated record
ACAAUAUGGUAUAGCGUAAAAAAUACGAUAAUUAUCAAUAAAAAUAUGUAUGUGAACCUUAAGUAGUGGCAAUACUAAAUCACGUAUUGAUCGGUUAAACCAAUAGUUCUUAGCCAAAAUAAUUUACUGCAGUCCCUUGCGUAUACAUUCGUUGCCUCAAUGGGUUGUAGGAAACCCGAAACAGUCUAUUGAUUGCACGCUGACGUCACGUCAAUCAACGUGAAUCAUUAUUGUCAUAACAUUGCAGUUAUAUAGAAAAUUAAAUUAGUUUAAAAUGUCUGCAAUGCGCAUGAAAGCAGCAAAAUGUCCUUCGGACGAAUUAGCAGUCACCAACUGCGCUCUUAUCAACCCGGAUGAUUUUCCCAGUGAUGUUAAACAUGUUGAGAUCACUACUGGGCCUUCACAGCACUUUGUCUUCAGCGUCAGGUUUUACAACGGGGUUGACCGAGGUACGGUUGGUUUCUCAGCACCUCAAAGGAAAUGGGCCACUUUGUCCAUUGGACAGAGCAUUGAUGUGAAGCCUUUUAAGCCCCAAAGCGCUGAUUGCUUAUGCAGUGUUACAUUAGAAGCAGAUUUCAUGUUAAAGAAGACAACAUCUUUGGAGCAGUAUGACUCGGAACAGAUGGCUCGUGACUUUCUCAUUCAAUUCUCGAAUCAAAUAUUUACAGUUGGACAGCAACUUGCUUUUUCAUUCCAGGAGAAGAAAGUGUUAUCGCUUAUUGUUAAGAAUCUGGAAGCUGUGGAUGUACAAGCUUUAGCUGCUGGAACUAAAGCAGUGCCUCGUCGAGUCAGGAUGGGCAGGUUGCUUCCCGAUGCCUGCAUACAAUUUGAUAAGGCAGAGAACUCUUCUCUUAACCUUGUUGGCAAAGCUAAAGGCAAACAGCCACGUCAAUCCAUCAUCAACCCAGACUGGGAUUUCGGCAAAAUGGGAAUCGGUGGUUUGGACAAAGAAUUCAACGCAAUUUUCAGAAGAGCUUUCGCUUCUCGCGUCUUCCCACCAGAAGUUGUUGAGCAAUUGGGCUGCAAACACGUAAAGGGUAUACUUUUAUAUGGCCCGCCUGGUACUGGUAAAACUUUAAUGGCACGACAAAUCGGCAAAAUGUUAAACGCAAGGGAACCCAAAAUUGUAAAUGGUCCUCAAAUCUUGGACAAAUAUGUCGGUGAGAGUGAGGCCAACAUCAGAAGAUUGUUUGCGGAUGCUGAAGAAGAAGAGAAAAGGUGCGGGCCAAAUAGCGGUCUUCACAUAAUAAUCUUCGACGAAAUCGACGCUAUAUGUAAAGCCAGAGGCUCGGUCGGAGGGAACACCGGGGUCCAUGACACUGUUGUUAACCAACUACUAUCUAAGAUCGAUGGUGUGGAUCAAUUGAACAAUAUUUUGGUGAUCGGGAUGACGAACAGACGAGAUAUGAUUGACGAGGCUUUGCUUAGACCUGGUCGUUUAGAGGUUCAGAUGGAAAUAGGUUUGCCUGAUGAGAAUGGUCGCGUUCAGAUUUUGAACAUCCAUACUAAACGUAUGAAGGAAUACAAGAAGAUUGCUGAGGAUGUCGACUGCAAGGAACUAGCGACCCUGACUAAGAACUUCUCCGGUGCGGAGCUCGAAGGUCUAGUACGCGCGGCUCAGUCCACUGCUAUGAACCGACUCAUCAAAGCGUCCACCAAGGUGGAAGUGGACCCCGAGGCUAUGGAGAAGCUCAUGGUGGAAAAGGGAGACUUCCUACAUGCAUUAGAAAAUGAUGUUAAACCAGCAUUUGGUACAGCCGCAGAAGCCUUAGAAAACUUCCUGAUGCGUGGCAUUAUUAACUGGGGAAAUCCAGUUACAUCCCUCUUAGAAGAUGGACAAUUGUAUAUCCAGCAGGCAAGGGCGACAGAAACCAGUGGUCUAGUAUCGGUGUUGUUAGAAGGACCACCCAAUAGUGGAAAGACGGCACUCGCUGCAGAACUGGCUAAACUAUCUGACUUCCCAUUUGUCAAGGUUUGCUCGCCCGAAGAUAUGGUCGGCUAUACUGAAACUGCCAAAUGUUUACAAAUCCGAAAGUACUUCGACGACGCGUAUCGUUCAACUUUGUCUUGCAUCCUGGUUGAUAAUAUCGAGCGUCUCCUCGACUACGGUUCCAUCGGCCCGCGGUACUCUAACCUCACGUUGCAAGCUCUACUUGUGCUGCUUAAGAAACAGCCACCUAAAGGCAGAAAACUACUCAUUUUGUGUACCAGCAGUCGGAGACAAGUCCUGGAGGACAUGGAAAUGCUGUCAGCUUUCACCGGCGUGCUGCACGUGCCCAACCUGUCGCAGCCCGAGCACGUCAUGGCCGUGCUGGAGCAGAGCGACGCCUUCUCGCGCCGCGACCUCGCCACCAUCCAGCGCGACCUGCGCGGCGCCAAGAUUUUCAUUGGCAUCAAGAAGCUUUUAGCCCUAAUCGACAUGGUGAAACAAACCGACGAGGAUUCGAGAGUAUUCAAAUUCGUCACAAAGAUGCAAGAAGAGGGCGGUCUCGACCUUGGGACCUCCGUACAAUAA